Molecule: messenger RNA, 1200 nt
Organism: Dreissena polymorpha
Lineage: Eukaryota; Metazoa; Mollusca; Bivalvia; Myida; Dreissenidae
Exons: 6
Coding region: 135-1028 (297 amino acids)
Molecular function (GO): starch binding
Source: RefSeq, a predicted model, not a curated record
UAACGCUGUUGCUCGGUUUGAACAAGAAGUCGGCGUCAAAUAAUUUUCACCACACGAGAAUAAAUUUGCUUAAAUCGAAUUUGACUGUGUUUCAUCUGAAAAAAAAUCGGAUAUUCCUCAUGGUAUCAUACUAGAUGUUCAUUUUAUCUAAAAAGAAUUCCGUAGGAUAUUGCAUGCUUUCUCACGUUCGUGUAGUAUUCUGUAUAGAGAAAUACCCGUGUUAUGACUCCGUUGUGGAGCGGGUUGCGAUUUUGGGUUCGAUCGAAGACUUUGGAUCCUGGGAACCUCAGAGAUGUAAAUCAGCCAUAUUUUCUGGAGGAAAUAAUUGGAUGCUAGAGACAUUUCUUCCGGCUGGACAAGUAUUUUUUUAUCAACUUUUGCUGUACAAGAACCAGACGUCGGAAGUUAUGUUUGAUUUCCAUGGCGACACGGGACAGAAAGUCGUCGUGGGAGAGGAAAACUGGGUGAGACGACUCGAUGUGAAACUCUCGCCUCUUAUAGUUCGCAUUGUGUACGGAAAACCAGACAUUCGCGUGGCUCCUUUAAAAUCCCAUCUGACGCCUGAUGGACGACCGAUUAACGUUUACGUUAACGCCAGAAAAACAAUUCUAAAACCCCAUCCCUCGGACGUUGACCUUCUUGCAGCAGACUGCAUCUGGUCCGAGGGGAAAUUCUGCAGCACGGAAGCAACCUGCGUCCAUGAAGCGAUGCCAGUCGCUGUCAGAAAGCCGUUUCCUUACGUCAGGAAGCAGACAUCACGUGUCGCAAAUGACCUGGAGCGGUUGUUAAUGGUUCCCGAUUGCCAGUACAUGCGCUCAGAAUGCGAUAUUAUGUCAACGACACCCACUUUUCCGCCGCGCUGCAAGGCCCAUCAAGAAAAUGAAGAUACCACUAUGUGCACUAACGACUUCGCUAAUUGCUCUUCAAAGACGUUUAGUGGACCUGAUAUGGACAGCCUAAUACCAUUUGUAAUCGGGGUGGGUGUGGCAUCCUGUUUUUUCGUUUGGUGGUCGAAAUAUAAAACGUAAACAACCAUCGAAAAUGAAAAAAGCAAAUAGAAGAACAUAUUUAAAUUACUUUAUUAUUGUUGACUCCUGAUCUGUUAUGUAUUCAUUUAAAUCAUAACUGUUACGUUGAUGAAACACGGCAGAUUGAAGAGUACGAAUGCAUAUAAUAUGGCUGAAUGAAAAAUGAUUUAUA